UCCUCCUCGCUAAAUGAAAUGCAAUCUAUUUAGCACUUGUUGAUGAAUGAAUAACGUACAUAUAAUAUUGCUAACUGUAUUUAUCUAGCGAAUAGCAGAAUAUAUGAUAGAAGCGAACGUUAGUUCACAAUACGGUAUUCUGUUCGACAAUACUUGCCUCCAAGCUUAGGCUUGCUAGCAGUAGCUAGCCAACGUUAGCUAGCUAGCGUAAGAAAGAUGAAUAGACUUAAAGGCGACUUUAGCUGACUAUUUAUGUUUGCUGAAUUGCAUUACAUUAGCUAACUACAUUUUGCUGAAUUGCAUUACAUUAGCUAACUAACUUAGUUCCUAAUUUAUGUAACGUAUCCGUUAGGUAAUUUAGCCGGCAAUGGCUAGACUGAUAACUAGAUGGCUUCUAACGUCUUCCAAUUCAUAGGAGUGCAUGGCAAGCUGAUUAGCUAUGCAGCUAGCUUGAUUCAAGUGCCCAGUGUGGCAUGGUCAAAAAUCAUGUGGAUGACUAACGUUAGCUGGCUAGUAGGUCAGCAUGUUCGCUGAACUUGCUCAAUGAGAAUGAUAAUCUUCACGUUGGGCAACAUUAUGUAGCUGCCAUUGUGUUUUUUGGUAUGACAUAUUUUACGCUGCCUCUUUCCCACAUCUCACCCAACUCGGAGACACAGCGACAUACUGACACACACUGCAAUACUAACCAGCUUUAUUUCUCAUUGUUCCCCAGAAUUGUCGUCAUUAAGUACACUAUUUGCACUCUCACUUUUUACCCAAUUGAAUUGAUAAGAUUGAAAGAUGUACCACAAAGAGAAGAGCAUUCAGAUGAAAAGCAGUGCGUCUGCGCUAUACAACAACCUGAGCGUGCUGCGCAUAGCCCCGCGGAGCCUGACCUAUUUCACAGUGGUACACGCCAACAUGGUCAAUAUGGUCAGUGCUUCUUGGGACGGACUCAACUACUCCCACCGCCAGCUGCAGUCCAAAGAGGCCAACGUAGCUACCAGCUCCUCCCUCAUCAUGCAGGCAGCCUGGUGUGUCCUCCCAUCUCGUGACAUCCUGGUGCUCACCUCUCAGAAAGGCAUCCAGAUGUAUGAGUCGGAUGGAUCCAUAAUGGUAUACUGGCAUGCACUGGACACGCCUGAAACCCAAACAGCUCAGGCAGUGUUUGCUCGAGGGAUUGCAGCAGUGCGGGAAAAAUACAUCUGUGUGGGCAUCUCGUCUGGCUCUAUGCUGGUGUUUGACGUCCCCAUUAAAGGCAGUAACAUCACCCUCUCGGAGGUGCUGGAGGAGCACAAGGAGUCCAUCACGGAUUUGGCCUCAGAAUGUUCCGGUAGCCUGGAGUGCAUUGCAGAAAUGGUGAGUGCUGACGACUCUGGCAAUCUCUGUGUGUGGAAGUCAGGAGAGGACUUCCAGCUGCUCAACAAGAUCCCUGGUUUUGAUAUGAGCUGCUCCUCAGUGAAGCUGUGGAAGGGAACCGUGGUGGCAGGCUAUGGCACAGGGCAGAUCCGUCUCUACGAGGCCGUGACAGGGAUCGUCCACGCUGAGGUCAACGCCCACGCACGCUGGAUCUACUCCUUGGACAUCGCCCCCUUCUCUGGCCUGCUUCUUUCUGCUGCUGAGGACUCUCUGGUUAGAGUGUGGCAUCUGACCUUGACCCCUGAGACUAACAGUGUGGAGAUCGUGCACAUGUAUAACGAGUGUGUGACAGAUACCCAGAUCUGCGGGGCUAAGUUCUGCGACGGGGACGGCUACGCCUUCGCUGUGACGGGCUACGACCUGAGUGAGAUCAUCCGCUACACACAGGUCUAACAGCAGUAGCACGCACCACGGGAGAUGUGUGUGAGUGUGUGUGUGAGGUUGACGUGAACGGAGUGUGUCAGCUCAGCAGUAUCUCUGUUGGGGAGUGUGUGACUAAAGAGAAGCCUACAGCAGGAAACAUCUGCCUGAUAGACCAUGCAGCAUCUAAUUCCACCAGAUCAAUGGUCUACAGAGAGACGGAAAGCCUAUGAAGGUUAACUCAGAAGCAAACCAGGGCUGUGACCCCAUCUCCAUCUACUAUGGCCUAACUAGAGGACAUGAUACAGUAUGUAUGUCUACAGCGUCUCUCCCAUGGAUAUUAACUUUGGUCCAGAGGUCAGAUAGAGACAACAUUCUUCUAUCAAGUAGUUUCCUACGUAUCAAUGCGCGAAAGGAAAAGUGAGGCAUCUUACUAUAUAUGAGGAGAAAUAUGAUUUGUAGUGCAAUGUGACCUUGUAUAUUUUGACUGAUCACAUACUGGCUUAUGCUGACACGUUUCCUCUGUGUUGAGUAUUGGUGUGUGCGUGUGUGUGUGUGUGUGCGCGAGUAACGGACCAUGAAACUACAGAUGAGUGUGUAUAAAUCUGUUUUACAGAUUUAAAAUGAAGGGAGCAGACUAUACUGUAACGACGUAGGGUUGCUGACAGCAGCACAAGUCCUCAGGUGUCUCAGUAUAUCAUUGUUGCAAGUCUUUACAACGUGUAUGGUAAUGUAGGUCGUUCAGCAUUCAGUUUGGAAAUGUAACAUUCCUUUGACUUAGUAAGUCUUGAAUAUUAUUAUUGUACAGCAUCACUGUAUAAAUGUACUGUAACUAUGAAUCAACUUGACAAUAAAUAUUUAUUGUAGAUAA
Messenger RNA from Oncorhynchus masou masou (cherry salmon), 2629 nucleotides. RefSeq names its product WD repeat domain 54 (gene wdr54). The record is from RefSeq and is a predicted model, not a curated record. The transcript is spliced from 9 exons. Lineage: Eukaryota; Metazoa; Chordata; Actinopteri; Salmoniformes; Salmonidae. Gene Ontology annotation, molecular function: protein binding. Bases 781 to 1791 code for a protein of 336 amino acids.